Messenger RNA from Belonocnema kinseyi, 6567 nucleotides. RefSeq lists its product as uncharacterized. The record is from RefSeq and is a predicted model, not a curated record. The coding region runs from base 1 to 6567 and encodes 2188 amino acids. The transcript has a single exon. NCBI's taxonomy places the organism in Eukaryota, Metazoa, Arthropoda, Insecta, Hymenoptera, Cynipidae.
AUGAAUUUGAUCGUGUUCCACUUUUUGGUGCUCUCAGAAAUUGGAGGCGCUUUUAGCCGUUUUACAGGAGGUGCAUCCAUUAAUGCCGGAUUACAUUUCGGUAACAAAGAAACAGGAAAAGAUUAUUGGCAGGAUGCAUUGAACCAAUACGGUGGUCUCGCACAAGGAUAUGGGCACAAGCAUGGCCCUGGAGGUCGUCUCCGAAGCGGAGGUGAAGGAGGACAAGGAAGCAAUGGCAUUGGAGGCGGUUCCGCCAGUGUUGGGGUUGGUAGCAAUGGACAAGCAUCAGCGCAAGCUUCAGCAACAAGUACAGUAGGGCAAACUAGUGGUCAAGUUCAAGAACUUGGAAGCAACCGCAUAGGAGGCCAAUCCAUCAGUGUUCAAACUAGAGUUGGUGAAGAAGGAGCAGGAAAAGCUUCGGCAACAGAUAUAUUAGGGCCAACUGGUGUCACAGUUCAAGGACUUGGAAGCGGAGAUAAAGAAGCUGAUGCACAAAAAACAAGCGCAUCCGCCAGUGCUAAGGUUGAUAUCAAUGGGCAAGGAGCCGCAAAAGACCAAGCUUCUAGUCAAGUCAAAACUGGUGUCGGUGGCGUGGAAGCGACAAAAGGUUCAGUUCCAAGUAUUUUAGAUAAUAUGGGUGGUUUAGUGCGAGAUUUAGGAGGCGGAUUUGGAGGGGCUGUAGGAAAUCUUCUUGGACGUCUUCUUCGAAACGGACGUAUUGGAGAAAACGGAUGCAAAGGUAAAGAAGGCGGAUUUAUCAGCAGUGAAAUGGACAUGAAUCAAGGAGCCGGGAAAGGUGUAGCACUAAAUAUAUCAAACCAAGCUUCUAGUCAAGUGCAAGGAGUUGGAAGUGGAGUUGAAGGAUGUAAAGAAAAAAAAGGAAACGAAUACGUCGCUACUAAAAUUGCAACCAUUGGACUAGGAUCUGGGAAAGACAAACUUGGUACUCUAGUGCAAGAAUUUGGAAAGACUGCAGGAGGUCUUCUGGGAAGUCUUCUUCGAGGCGCACGUAAAGUGGAAAAAGGAUCCAACAAUAAAGAAGGCAAAACUGUCAGCAGUGGUCUUAAUAUCAUUCAAGAAGCCUGGAAAGGUUUAGUACAAAAUUCAGUAAACCAAACUGGUAGUAAUGUGCAAGAACUUGCGAGUGGAAAUGCAGGGACUGUCGAAAGCGUUGGCGGAGAGCUUCUCCAUGGCGCCGAAAAAGGAGAUAACAAAUACAAAAAAGAUAAAGGAGAAGAAGGAGGUAUUGGAGAAUCCGAAGGAAAAGGAGAUGAAGAAUAUGGAAAAGAUAAAGGAGAUAAAGAGGGUAAGACAGAAAAUGCAGGCGGAUCAGUCAGUACUAAAAUUGAUGAAAAUGGUCCAGGAGCUGGAAAAGACAAAUCUGGCACUCAGAUGCAAGGAUUUGGAAGCCAAAAUUUAGGGGCGGCCGCCAGCGUUGGUGGAGUUCUUCAACAAGGCGGAGAAAAGGCAGAUAAAGAAGGUAAAGGAGAAAAAGCAAACGGAGAAGUUACUCUCAAACUUGACACCAAUGCACAAGGAGCCGGAAAAUACGAAGAUGGAAGUCAAAUGCAAGGAUUUGGAAGCAGAAAAUCAUGGACUACCGAAAGCCUUGGUGCAUAUAAUCGAAAAAGCGAAGGAAAAGGAGAUGAAGAAUAUGAAAAAGAUAAAGGAGAUAAAGAGAGUAAAAGAGAAAAUGAAAGCGAAUCAGUUGGUACUAAAAUUGAUAACAAUGGACGCGGAACCGGGAAAGACCAGGCUGGUAGUCCAGUGCAAGGCCCUGGAAGCGGAAAUUCAGCGACUGCCGGAAGCUUUGGUGGAGAUUUUCUAAAAGACGGAGAAAAAGGAGAUAAAAAUAUCAAAGGAGAUAAAGGAGACAAGGAUUACAAAGAUGCUAAAGAAGAUAAAGAGGAUAAAGAAUAUAAGGACGAUAAAGAAGAUACAGGAGAUAAAGGAGAUAAAGAUUAUAAAGAAGGUAAAGGAGAUAAGGGAGGUAAAGGAGAAAAUGGAAGCCAAUCCGUCAGUACUAAGAUUGAUGUUAAUGGACAAGGAGCCGAAAAAUACAAGCCUUGGAGUCAAGGGCAAGGAUUUAAAAGCGCAAGUUCAGUGACUGCUGGAAGCACUGGCAGAGAUCUUCUACAAGGCGCAGAAAAAGGAAAUAAUGAUCACAAAGAAGAUAAAGGAGACAAAGAUAGUAAAGGAGAAAAUGUAAGCGAAUCAGUCAGUACUAAAAUUGAUAAAAAUGGGCCAGAAGCCGGGAAAGACAAAGUUGGGAGUCAAAUGCAAGCAUUUGGAAGCAGAAAAUCUUGGACUGCAAAAAGUCUUGGUGCAUAUUAUCGAGAAAGUGAAGGAAAAGGAAAUGAAAAAUAUAAAGAAGAUAAAGGAGAUAAAGACGAUAAAACAGAAAAUGGAGGCGAAACAGUCAGUACUAAAAUUGAUAAAAAUGGACUAGGAACCGGAAAAGACCAAGCUGGGAGUCAAGUGCAAGGACCUGCAAGCGGAAGUACAGGGACUAUUGGGAAAUUUGAUGGAUAUUUUUCACGAGGAGGAGGAAAAGAAUACAAAGCAGAUGAAGGAGUUAAAGGAGAUAAAGAUGAUAAAGAAGAUAAAGGAGAUAAAGGAGAUAAAAGAGGUGAAAGAGAAAAUGAAAGCGGAUCCGUCAGUAAUAAAACUGAUGCCAGUGGACAAGGAGCUGAAAAAGAACAGCUUGGGGGUCAAGGGCAAGGUUUUAAAAGUGGAUCCGUCAAUACCAAAAUGAGUUUCGUUGAAGAAGGAGCCAAAAAAGACCAACCUGUGAAUCAAGUGCAAGGACUUGCAAGCGGAAAUUCAGAGACCGCUGGGAGAUUUAAUGGAUAUCUUCCACGAGGCGGAGAAAAAGAACAUAAAGAAGUUGAAGGAGAUAAAGGAGAUAAAGAUGGUAAAGAAAACAAAGAUGAUAAAGGAGAUAAAAGAGGUGAAGGAGAAAAUGAAAGCGGAUCCGUCAGUAAUAAAACUGAUGCCAGUGGACAAGGAGCCGGAAAAGAUCAGAUUGGGGGUCAAGUAGAAGGAUUUAAAAGCGGAUCCGUCAAUACUAAAAUGAAUGUCCUUGAAGCAGGAGCCAAAAAGAACCAACCCGGAAGUCAAGUACAAGGACUUGCAAGCGGAAAUUCAGGGACUGCUGGGAAAUUCGGUGGAUAUCUCCCACGGGGCGGAGAAAAAGAAAAUAAAGAAGUUGCAGCUGAUAAAGGAGAUAAAGAUGGUGAAGAAAACAAAGAUGAUAAAGGAGAUAAAAGAGGUGAAGGAGAAAAUGAAAGCGGCUCCGUCAGUAAUAAAACUGAUGCCAGUGGACAAGGAGCCGGAAAAGAUCAGAUUGGGGGUCAAGGAGAAGGAUUUAAAAGCGGAUCCGUCAAUACUAAAAUGAAUGUCCUUGAAGCAGGAGCCAAAAAGAACCAACCUGGAAGUCAAGUACAAGGACUUGCAAGCGGAAAUUCAGGGACUGCUGGGAAAUUCGGUGGAUAUGUCCCACGGGGCGGAGAAAAGGAAAAUAAAGAAGUUGAAGGUAAUAAUGGAGAUAAAGGAGAUAAAGAUGGUGAAGAAAACAAAGAAGAUAAAGAAGAUAAAGGGGAUGGAGGAGAAAAUCAAAGCGGAUCCGUCAGUAAUAAAACUGAUACAAGUGGACAAGGAGCCGAAAAAGACCAGAUUGGUGGUCAAGGGCAAGGAUUUAAAAGUGGAUCCAUCAAUACUGAAAUGAAUGUCGUUGAAGGAGCCAAAAAAGAGCAACCUGGGAGUCAAGUGCAAGAACUUGCAAGCGGAAAUUCAGGGACUAAUGGGAGAUUAGGUGGAUAUCUUCCACGAGGCGGAGGAAAAGAACAUAAAGAAGUUGAAGGAGAUAAAGAAGAUAAAAGAGAAAAUGAAAGCGCAUCGGUUAAUAAUACAACUGAUACCAAUGGACAAGGAGCCGAAAAAAAACAACCUGAGAGUCAAGCGAAAGGCCUUGGAAACGGAAAUUCAGGGAAUGCUGGAAGAUUUGAUGGAUAUGUUCCACGAGGGGGAGGAAAAGAAUACAAGGAAGGUGAAAGAGAUAAAGGAGGUAAAGAAGACAGAGGAGAUAAAGGAGAUAAAGGAGAUAUAGAAGGGGAAGGAAAAAAUGAAAGCGCAUCGGUUAGUAAUACAACUGAUACCAAUGGACAAGGACUCGAAAAAGACCAACCUGGGAGUCAGGUGAAAGGUCUUGGAAACGGAAAUUCAGGGGCUAAUGGAAAAUUGGGUGGAUCUCUUCCACGAGGCGAAGGAAAAGAAUACAAAGAAGGUGAAGGAGAUAAAGGAGAUAAAGGAGAUAACGGAGGUAAAUACGAUAAAGGGGAUGAAGAAGAUAAAGGAGAUAAAGGAAGCAAAGGAGAAAACGAGAGCGGAUCUAUAAGUAAUAAAACUGAUUCCAGUGGACUAGGAGCGGAAAAAGAUCAGGGUCGGAGUCAAGGGCAAGGAUUUAAAAGCGUAAGUUCAGGGAUUGCUGGAAGAUUUAGUACAUAUCUUUCACAAAACAGGGGGAAAGGAGAUAACGAAAAUAAAGUAGGUGAAGGAGACAAAGCAAAUGAAAGGGAUAAGGGAGAUGAAGGAGAAGAUGAAGGUGGAUCCGAUAGUACUAAAAUGAAUGUCGUUGAAGAAGAAACCAAAAAAGACCAGCCCGGAAGUCAAGUACCAGGACUUGGAAACGCAAAUUCAGGAACUGCCGAAAACGUUGGUGGAGCUCCGGAACAAGGCGGAGGAAAAGGAGAUAACAAAUACGAAGAAGGUAAAGGAGAUAAAGACAAUUACGAACAAAAACCAAACGGAUCAGAUAAUGCUAAAGUUGACACCAAUGGACAAGGGUCCGGAAAAGUACCAGCUGGGAUUCAAGGGCCAGGACUCGGAAGCGGAAAUUCAGGGACUGCCGCAAGCGUUAGUGGAGCCCUUCAACAAGGUGGAGGAAAAGGAGAUAACAAAUACGAAGAAGGUAAUAGAGAUAAAGACAAUUACGAAGAAAAACCAACCGGAUCAGAUAAUGCUAAAGUUGACACCAAUGGACAAGGGUCCGGAAAAGUACCAGCUGGGAUUCAAGGGCGAGGACUCGGAAGCGAAAAUUCAGGGACUGCCGGAAGUGUUAGUGGAGCCCUUCAACAAGGUGGAGGAAAAGGAGAUAACAAAUACGAAGAAGGUAAUAGAGAUCAAAACAAUUACGAAGAAAAACCAACCGGAUCAGAUAAUGCUAAAGUUGACACCAAUGGACAAGGGUCCGGAAAAGUACCAGCUGGGAUUCAAGGGCCAGGACUCGGAAGCGAAAAUUCAGGGACUACUGGAAGCGUUAGUGGAGCCCUUCAACAAGGCGGAGGAAAAGGAGAGAAUAAGUAUGAAGAAAAACCAUACAGAUCAGAUAAUGCUAAAGUUGACACCAAUGGACAAGGGUCUGGAAAAGCACAAGCUGGGAUUCAAGGUCCAGGACUCGGAAGCGGAAAUUCAGGGUCUGCCGGAAGCGUUAGUGGAGCUGUUCAAGAAGGUGGGGGAAAAGAAGAUUACAAAUACGAUGAAGGCAAAAGCGAUAAAGACAAUAACGGAGAAAGGGCAAAUGGAUCAGUUAAUGCUAAAGUUGACACCAAUGCACAAAGAGACGGAAAAGAUCAAGCUCAGAAUCAAGGGCCAGGACUCGAAAGCAGAAAUUCAGGGACUGCCGGAAGCGUUAGUGAAACUCUUAAACAAGUCGGAGGAUCAGGAGAUAACAAAUAUCAAGAAGUUAAAGGAGAUAAAGACAGUUACGGAGAAACACAAAACGGAUCAGUUAAUGCUGAAGUUGGCACCAACAGUCAAGGAGCCGGAAAAGACCAAUCUGAGAUUCAAGGGGCAGGACUCGGAAGCGGAAAUUCAGGGGCUGUCGGAAGCGCUGGUGGAGCUAAAGUUGACACCAAUGGACAAGGAGCCGGAAAGUACCAAGGUGGGAGUCAAAUGCAAGGCCUUGGAAGCGGCAAUUCAGGGAGUUCUGGAAGCUUUGGUGGAGCAAGAGUUGACACAAAUGGACAAGGGGCAGGAACAUACCAAGCUGGGGUUCAAGGGCCCCAACUUGGGAGCGGAAAUUCAGGGACCGGUAGCGUUGGUAGAGCUACAGCUGACACCAAUGGCCAAGAAGCCGGAAAAUACCAAGGUGGGAGUCAAAUGCAAAGCCUUGGAAGCGGAAAUUCAGGGACCGCUGGAAGCUUUGGUGGAGCUAGAGUUGACACAAAUGGACAAGGAGCUGGAACAUACCAAGCUGGGGUUCAAGGGCCAGGACUUGGGAGCGGAAAUUCAGCGACUGGUAGCAUUGGUGGAGCUACACCUGACACCAAUAGACAAGAAGCUGGAAACUACCAAGCUGGAAGUCAAAUGCAAGGCUUUGGAAACGGAAAUUCAGGGACUGCUGGAAGCUAUAAUGGACCUAAGGUUGACAACAAUGGACAAGGAGCCAGAAGAGAUCAAACUGGAGGUUUUUGGCCAGGAUUUGGAGGCGGAAAUUCAGGGUUUUUUGGUGGUGAUACUGAUAUCGAUGGCUCAGUUGGAUUCAAGAUAGGAAUCAGGCAUCAUUGA